CGACGCUCACACGAGAUGGCGGAAAAAAAAGCGCGUUCCGGGCCAGGUUACAGAAACCCGAAGGUGGCGAUGCUCGAAGGACCGCGUGAGAAACUUUUGUACGUCAUUGGCAUACACACAAAUCCUGAAAAAGCCGAUGUCCUCUGUACGGUGGAUGUGGAUCCCGAUAGUCCAACGUAUUGUCAGAUAAUACACAAAUUAAGAAUGCUAACGGCCGGCGAUGAGUUACACCACUCUGGCUGGAAUAUUUGUAGCAGCUGUCACGGAUUGCCCGAUCGUAAACGCAAUACGCUGGUGUUGCCAUGUCUUAUGUCGGACCGAGUGUAUCUGGUUGAUACGAGCAAUGAAAAAAUGCCCAGAAUUAAAAAGGUUCUGGAACCGGAAGAGAUGCACAAACACGGGAUAUCCACACCACAUACUUCCCAUUGUCUGCCAAACGGAGAGAUAAUCAUCUCCACUAUGGGAAAUCUUAAUGGUGACGGAUUGGGUGAAUUUUUCUGCAUCGACGCAGAAACCUUACAAACGAAAGGCACAUGGACCAAGAGUCAGGAUAAAGCAGCUUUCGGAUAUGAUUUUUGGUACCAACCGUAUCACGAUACGCUCAUCGCUACAGAAUGGGGUGCACCUAGAAUUUUUAAGAAGGGAUACAUCCCGAAGGAUAUUCAUGACCCCAAGAUCUAUGGCAGAAGCUUGAACGUUUACUCGUGGAAUGAACGGAAGCUAAAACAGACAAUUAAUUUGGGAGAUGACGGAAUUGCACCUCUUGAAAUAAGAUUCCUUCAUGAUCCGUUGGCAGCCGAAGGAUUCGUCGGCUGCGCGGUAACGUCGAAUAUUUAUCGAUUUUAUAAAGCGGAGGAUAAUUUGUGGAAGGUCGAAAAAGUGAUCCAGGUACUACCGAAAAAUGUCGAGGGAUGGAUCAUGCCUCUGAUGUCAGGUAUUACGAAUCGCUUCUUUUCUCUGGACGACAAGUAUCUGUAUCUGUCUAAUUGGUUGCAUGGCGACGUUAGACAAUAUGACAUUUCUGAUACUAGAAAUCCGAAAUUAACGGGUCAAGUCUUCUUAGGAGGCUCAAUACUGAGCGAUUCGCAGGUACGUGUGAUGCAAGACGAAGAAAUGAGCAGUCAACCCGACCCCGUCUACGUGAAGGAACGUAGAUUGUAUGGGGCCCCGCAAAUGUUGCAACUAAGUUUGGACGGACGUCGUUUAUACGUAACUACGUCGAUCUUUAAACCAUGGGACAAACAGUUUUAUCCCGAGCUCCUCAAAUAUGGCUCAACGAUGGUAAAACUUGAUAUCGACAUAAAGAAGGGCGGAAUGAAGCUCGACCGUCAAUUUCUCGUUGAUUUCGGCGCUGAUAAAAGCGAUAUUUUACUGGCACACGAGAUGAGAUAUCCUGGUGGAGAUUGCACCUCCGAUAUAUGGCUGGCAGAGAAACCCUAACUUUAAUGAUUGGACUGGACGUAGAGUCGAAGGCAUUCCAACAUCUGUGAAAGUAAUAAUAAUGCAGUAGCUUAUUUUAUAGUAUAUCAUAGUUUUGCACGAUUUUUCUCCGAUGAAAUCUCUCGAAUCUUUAUCAUCUAGAAAAUUAUUCAGAAAUGUUCUUUCGAUAAGGAUAAGAAAUAUGGGUGACAGAGGUAAAUUAAUAAAGAGUACUCACAAAAUAUUUUCGUUUGUUUCCAUGGUAUGGUGCUUAUUAAUUCCAGCAUAUUGCAUCAAGUAAUAUAGUAGAGAUUUUACAUUGUAUGAAAUUAAUUGUGUGUGUGUGUGUGCGCGCGCGCGCGCGCGUGCGUGCGUGUGCGUGUGUGUGUGUUACAUGGUUUAGGUAAUUAGUUCUUUUCUCCGAGUUUACACAAAUAAAAUCCGUCUAUGCCAAAAUUAUAAUUUGUUCAUUGUGUAAAAUUUGUCGAAAUGUUCUAUGUUAGAAAUAAUUCAAAGGUGUAUAGCUAUGUAUAAAAUUUCAUUGCUCUUCCACAUAAAGGAUCGCGUUGACCGAUUUUAUUUUUGUUUCCGUAACAAAAUUUCAUAUCAUCUAUAAUACAAUACCCAAUGACUAACAUAAAAUUAAAUUUGCACAAUUAUCUUAUAGAAUUCCAAAAUUCGUGAUAAAUGUUUGAGAAGAAACGAGUUCUCGUCAUUUUACUUCUGCAAUAUGUGAGAAAAUACUUAUUACGCGACAGUAUUACUUAAAUAUUAAAAAAUGAUUGAGCGAAAUAUGCGACGCCAGAGAAUAGCGACGACAUAUCGAGUGUCAAUGUUGGUUACGAAGCUGAUGAAUUUCUUCUUUCGCCCGGAUUGUCCGAUGUUAACGCUAUAGAAAACUCAAACCGAGAACUAAAAAAUCGAUGCGGCAAACUUUAAAAGCUACAAGUGUACUCACUACAGAAAUAAUUUUGUUAAUUUUGUCCCGUUAAUCGACAAUAAGUUGCGAGAUUAACCACGAAAUCAUUAAUGUUUUUAAAUACGCGCGCACGCGCGUCUAAAUGUGUAUGUACGCGCCGAGUUUAUUUAAUUGCAUAUAACCCAAUAAUAUCAGAUUUGUUUUAAUCUUUGUUAAA
Messenger RNA from Trachymyrmex cornetzi, 2555 nucleotides. Its product is annotated as selenium-binding protein 1-A. The record is from RefSeq and is a predicted model, not a curated record. Bases 16 to 1440 code for a protein of 474 amino acids. Lineage: Eukaryota; Metazoa; Arthropoda; Insecta; Hymenoptera; Formicidae. The transcript is spliced from 8 exons. Gene Ontology annotation, molecular function: selenium binding.